UAGGUGUUCCUGCCUGGUGGUGUGGACUCUGUUUAAAGAGUCCUAGCUACCAUUUGAACCCUCCCCCCCCUUCAGUGUUUAAGCACAGAGCUGAUCAGACUCAAUUUAGAGUCCUUGCUUCUGCUCAGUGAUCACUAGCCCUAAAACCAUUAAUGAGCAGAUGUAGGGGGCUGAACCUUAGACCUGGUUUGGGGAGUGUUGUGGUGAAAGACAGUGCAGAGGGUGCAGCAGCAGAAACAACAGAGGCAUCCGUGAGCAGCAGCAAAGGUGUCAGCGAGCGGCAAAUGGUGACAGAGACUGAUGCCUGGUACAGCGAGGCACGACCGAGACAUGGCAGUCCAGGCCAAAAGAAACCUGGCCAAAACCACAGACCCAAUUGAGAGGCUUCGGCUGCAGUGUCUAGCAAGGGGGUCUGCAGGCAUCAAAGGACUUGGCAGAGUAUUUCGGAUUAUGGAUGACAACCAAAACAGAACCCUUGAUUUCAAAGAAUUCUUGAAAGGGUUAAAUGAUUAUGCCGUGAUGAUAGACAAGGAAGAAGCUCAUGAGCUUUUCAGUAUCUUUGAUAAAGAUGGCAACGGAACAAUAGACUUUGAUGAAUUUCUUGUAACAUUAAGACCUCCAAUGUCUAAUGCCAGAAAAGAGGUCAUCAUGCAAGCAUUUAGGAAGUUUGACAAAACCGGUGAUGGUAUUAUAACCAUUGAAGACUUACAGGGGGUGUAUAAUGCAAAGCAUCAUCCCAAAUAUCAGAAUGGAGAAUGGACAGAAGAUCAAGUUUUUAGAUCCUUUCUAGAUAACUUUGAUUCACCGUAUGAGAAAGAUGGGAAGGUUACAACAGAAGAAUUCAUGAACUACUAUGCAGGAGUCAGCGCUUCAAUAGACACUGAUGUCUAUUUCAUUAUCAUGAUGAGAAAUUCUUGGAAAUUCUAACUGUACGAUUAAGGAAACAAGACUUUAUUUCCAUCUUCUUAGCUCCACAUGAUUAAAUAUGUUCACAAUAAUAUGGUCAGGUUUCCCAUAAUAGUACCUUGUAGUCACUGUGCUGAUUUCAGUAUAUCAGAAGAGACAAUACUCACUCUACCACAUUGUUUUGGCAGGACCAUGCUGAACUGAUGAACAUCAUAGGCUAAGAGGAGAUUUGGCAGCCCUGCCAAUAAUCACGCCCCUCAUUUUUCCUCCUGCUCCCCUUAUCUAUGUUGUUUCUUCUCUCAGAUGAGUAACCAGUUUCUCCUGAGUCAUGUGUGUUAGGCACCUUUUGUUCCCAAACAUGUCCCCAAAUUCAUGUUAGGCAGCUGUGUUUCAAAGAAGGUAUCAUAGCACCAGAGCAGAGGAUUCUGGGAUGUAUAUACUCAGUGUAUAAAUGUGUAAGCAUUUUUGUAGCAUGUAUACUGUCCUAAAGCUCCAUAAAUUUGUCUUCCUUCUUUUUCCUUCUAUUCCUUUGUUUCUUGACUUUCUUCUCAUUCUCUGGGACUAU
Molecule: messenger RNA, 1471 nt
Organism: Malaclemys terrapin pileata
Lineage: Eukaryota; Metazoa; Chordata; Testudines; Emydidae
Gene: CAPSL
Product: calcyphosine like
Exons: 5
Coding region: 301-927 (208 amino acids)
Molecular function (GO): calcium ion binding
Source: RefSeq, a predicted model, not a curated record